AUGUCUCUUCCAUCCGUCAACCUUCAUGAUGAUGCCGAAUCCGCCAUCCGGACUCUCAUGGACACUAUCGCCCAAUUCCGAACACUUGAUCCACUUGACACUGAAAAGGGAAUCAAUGACGCGAUUCCAUUGGUUCAUCAACUAUAUAGACUCAUAGCCCAGACGACCUUAGAUCCAGUGGCAGAGCAACAGGUAGGAGAAAUGCCAAAGUUUGUGGAGGAAGAAGGUCUAAUGAGAAACCGUAUUGGACAGGUCAAGGAAGACGACCGCAUCAAAGCGAUUGUACCAAAUCUUCGACAGAUUUUCUCCGACGUAGAGUGUGCAUAUGAGGAGGUAUGGGCGAAGAAGAUUAAUACAUGCCCUAAUUCAAGCGAAGCACAAAAAGUGCUCCUGACCUAUCCUAUGCUCCAUGUCUAUGACUUUUUGGUUUCUCUAGAAUGGAAUGCUGCACGCACGAUUUUACAGGACUUUCCAUCCAAGAUAGCUAUGAUUGGAUCUGGGCCGCUCCCUCUAACUCCAAUGCGCAUCAUCGAUGCUGCUCGGAAACAGGGUCAUACAAUUGAACAAUUUCAUCUAAUUGAACGAUACGCUGACCGGGUAGAGUGCUCUGUGAAUUCUGUGAAUAAAUUGGGGGGUUAUGAGAGCAUCACCCACGAGGUGGGAGAUGCAGCCGAUCCUGGAGAUCUGACAGCCUUUGAUGCCGUAUAUGUGGCUAUCCUAGUAGGCGAGACCGAAAAACAAAAAGAGGAAUUGCUGCUCGGUAUCUUGAAACGGAUGAAACCAGGAGCCGUUGUGAUCACAAGGGGAUCUCGAGGUUUAAAAGGAUUAAUCUAUCCUUGUGUAUUCAAGUUGAUAUCAUCCCUCUCACAUACAGUUGCCCUUCCUGAAUCUAUUUCAGAAGAUGUUCUCACGGUUGUUCUGGCGGCAUGGGCUCGAAUACUAUCUUUCCACUUAUCAUCCAACAGCGUGGUUUUCGGUAUCGCCAUUGGCACCCAGAUUCUGGGUUUCCAGUGUACUUCAUCGCGCGAUAUGACUGUAGGUGAAUAUCUAGAUCAUAUACGACAAUCAAUUUAUAGCAUCUCGACGGAGCCGGCAAUCAGCUAUGAAAUGGACAAGAAGCUUCAAAUAGAGCCUCUACUGCGAACCGUUGUCAAUAUAGGACAAAUGAAGACUCGUGUGGACAAGCUGUCUAUUGGCCAUGCACCAGUAGACUGGUGUCUCAACAUUUUCUGCGAGCCUACUUCUCAACAUCUUAACUUAUAUGCAACUCUGGAUACGCGAUAUAUCGCCGCUUUCCGAGCACAGAACCUUUUGUAUGAGAUCGCGCAAGUAUCAAUGGGGCUUUUGAUGUCACCUUCACACUGGCCGCUGAAGGAAAUCCAAGUCAUCAGCCAAGAGGAGGAAAACACUAUAUUUGCGUUGAAUUCACUGAAUAUCGAACCAUCUGACACCUGCAUCCACGAUAUCAUUUCGAAAUGGGCAAAAACCCAGCCGUUUGCGGAGGCUAUUUGUGCACCAGAUGGGUCGUUCUCCUUUUCUGAGCUAGACUCUCUAUCCAGUCGGCUAGCCUAUCGGCUUCAACAGCAAGGAGUGCACCCCGGAGAACUUAUUCCUUUGGGCAUGGAGCGUAGUGCGUUGGCAGUCAUCACCAUGAUUGCAAUACUAAAAACUGGUAGUGCUUUUGUUCCAUUAGAGGUAACCAGUCCCAUUGGCCGUAAUCUGGAGAUUGUGAAACAGUCCGGAGCAAAGAGAGUCUUGAUAUCAGAGUCUCAGACCACAAAAGAUUGGCCAGCUGAGAUAUCCGCCUUGGUCACUUUGGAAAUGAUUCGCAGUACACCAUUCCCAGAUGCUGGAACGCUCCCAUGCGUGGAUCUUCAAUCGCUUGCCUAUGUGAUAUUCACAUCAGGGAGCACUGGAAAGCCAAAGGGCGUGAUGAUUGAGCAUCAUUCUCUGAGUGCAAGCGUCCGAUCAGAGAGACAGCCUUACACAUUCAAUCAAUCAACUGCUACUCGUGCUUUGCAGUUUGCAUCUCUUGCAUUCGACGCAUCCUUUGCUGAGCACUUGGCCCCUUUGUCGAACGGGGGAUGUGUAUUCAUUCCGGAUCAAGAGACCCGGUUGGACCGCUUGGUCGAGUUCAUGAAUCGGAACCGCAUAAACUGGGCAUUUUUCACCCCAUCCUUUUUCCGCCUGCUUGAUCCUGAUGAAUUGCCCUGGCUCAAGACAGUCGUACUUGGUGGCGAGGCAAUAAAUGACGAUUGUAUCGACCGAUGGGCUCAUCGAAUCCGACUUGUGAACGGAUACGGUCCAUCCGAGACAACUAUCUGCGUAACGGCUUGUGUUGUUGACCCGGGUUCGGAAAAUAGGGCGUCAAUCGGGACUGGCAUGAUUAGCAAGGUAUGGGUCGUUGAUCCUGAAGACCUAGAUCAACUGUCUCCAAUCGGCACGGUUGGUGAACUACUUAUUCAGGGUCCAACUGUUGGUCGAGGGUAUCUUGGGGAUGAAACUCGUACCAAAGCUUCCUUCAUUGAGCGUCCUCGAUGGCUUAGAAAUCAUACCGAGCACCAUGAAAGUAUAUAUCGAACCGGUGAUCUUGUUCGAUUCGAGCCCGAUGGGAGCUUGACUUACGUUGGUCGACGAGAUACGCAGAUAAAGAUUCGUGGCCACCGAAUUGAGCUUUCGGAGAUUGAAAGCAAAAUCUCUAUUAAUGAAUCCGUUAAUGAUGUUGUUAUUCUGGCUCCGAAAGCUGGGCCUCUGAAGGGACAACUGACGGCAGUCAUUGCUUUGAAAGCGACAGCAAAGCAAACCCAUGUACAUGUGCGCUCAACAUUGAGCUGCUUACAUGGACGAGAAAGGGAGCAAGCCAUGAACCAGAUCGACAGCGUUAAGAAAAAUUUGCAAGAACAUCUUCCAGGUUAUAUGAUCCCCACGGUGUGGCUCCCAGUGUUGACUAUCCCCUUAAGCACCUCAGCAAAAGCUGAUCGGACUCUUCUUUGUCGGUGGCUCGAAAACGAUUCCGAAGCUCAUUUGUUCCUAGAUCAUGGAGUCAUCCAUAACGAAAAGCAACCAGUCUUACCAAGAAACAACACAGAAGAAAUAUUGCAGCGUAUAUGGGCCUCGGUACUCAAUAGGGAUAGUCACGGGGUUCCAAUCGAUCGCUCGCUGCAGAGUCUCGGUGGUGACUCCCUAGCCGCGAUACAAAUUGUGGCGCAGUGCCGAAAAGAAAAGAUGGCUAUAUCGAUGUCUAAUCUACUUCGUGGGGACAGCAUCAUCAUACUAGCUCAAAAUGCAGGGUCGGUCACCAACCUUAGUCCUGAACUCGAGAAUCAAGUGGCAUUUCCAUUAUCGCCCAUUCAAAAAGUCUAUGCGAAGCGUGCACCAUCAGAUAAACACCAUUUCUAUCAGGCCAUGCUACUCAAAGUAUCAGUCGGUACUCCCAUUCCACGGAUCGAGGAGUCGCUGCGAGAAGUAGUAAAAAGGCAUUCGAUGCUGAGAGUCCGUCUACAACCAAGUUCGACCGGCUUCAUGCAGGAAAUAUCAGACAGACUUCCGUCAGUAUCAAUCCAUCACAUACCAGAUUACGCUGCGGAAUAUGUUAUGAAAAUGAGUCGUGAGCAUUUAGACCCAUAUAAUGGAGUCAGUUUCCAUGCAGAUAUUUUACAGACAGAGAGUCGAUUACUGCUGUUUCUCGUGGGCCAUCAUCUGGCAGUUGAUCUGGUGUCAUGGAACAUUAUUAUAAGCGACCUAGAACAAUUCAUCCGCUUCAAUCAUCUUCCCCCAUUUGAAGCAACUUCCUUUCAGACAUGGUGUAAUUACCUCCAGCAUCUCAAACCUCGAAAGGCUUUGCCAUAUACCAUUCCUUCUCCCAAUCUUGACCUCUGGGGAAUGCACGGUAAACCAAACACGUAUGGGGAUGUGAUACAUUAUACUACGGGUUUGAAACACACUCAGUUUACUGAUCUACUUUCAUUUACUCAAAACUUCAAUAUUAAUCUUCUUGAUGUCUUUCUUGGGUCACUAUUUCUCAGCUUUCGUCGAGUUUUCAACAGGGAUGUAACUAUCCAUAAUGAGAGCCACGGUCGAGAGCAUUCAAAUCCCUUCCUCGACAUCUCUGGUACCGUUGGCUGGUUCACAACACUUCUUCCAUUGGCACCACGCAUAAAACCCGGUGCCAGUUUGUUGGAAGUAUCCCGCAAUGUGCAAUUCUCAAGAACGGCGGUGCCAGAUAAUGGCUUGUUACACUUCACUUCAAAGGUGCUUGGUCAGGACGAGGUCGAUAUUUUUGAAAUUGUAUUCAAUUACAUGGGAUCGUCAUUCUCGUUGACAAGGGAGGAGUCUGUAUUCCAGAUCGAACCUCACAGUGUCGGCGUGUCUGGGGAUUCAGCUAGCAAUAACAUGUCAAGGUUGACGCUGAUAGAGAUUUCAGCCGCAGUUGUGAAUCACGAGGUUGAAUUGGUCUUUUCGUGUAAUCAGCAUAUGACUGAUUUGAGUAGCAUCCAGAAGUGGAUGGUUGAAUGUGCCAGCAUUUUAACACGAACAUCCUCUUUCGUGGGAACGACAACAUUACAACCGUCACACCUGUUGACCAAUGAUUACUAUGAGGCUUGCGCCAUUGAAGAGAGAGCCUGCCAAACACUGGGUCUUCAUUCGUCUAGUGUUGACUUGAUUUAUCCUACUUCACCAAUGCAAAAUGCCAUGUUAAUUGCACAGGCUUCUGCACCCGAGUCCUAUCAGGCUAAACUCCUUCUUGGUAUCAAAUCACUUGAUCAAUUUGACAUAUCCCGUUUCGAAAAGGCAUGGACCAUGGUUGUCCGCGACAAUCCUAUUCUGCGAACAGUGUUUGUUCCUCGUUGUACAGAUGUAUAUGACCAAGUAGUGCUGAACAACAAAAUCAUCGAUAGUGGGAUUGCAAAGGCAGAGCAGAUUUUCCCAAGCAAUUUAGCCCUAAUGACCUCAAGUUGGAAGGUCCUUCAACCUCACAACAAGCUCACUAUUACAUACAAGGGCAAUUAUGCUACCUGCUUAUUUGAAAUCAACCAUUGCCUCAUCGAUCAUGUCGCCCUUCAAAAUUUAUUGUGUUACCUCUCAGAAACAUACACCGGUUCCAUCGACACUGCCACACCGCAGGUGAAAUAUGAAAAUUUUAUCGAACAUCUUACCCAAGAUGAUUCACUGACGUCCAUUAAUUACUGGCGUACGGCAUUCCCCAGUACUCUGCACAAAUCGCUUACAUCUCCAUCAUCUAAUCUAAAUGACAAUCGGAAAUUAAGACACUCGCCAAUAUCCCUCUCGGAAGCAGUGAAAUCAGCCCUUGUAUCAUCUAUUCACACGCCAUCCACCAUUCUUCGGCUCUGUUGGGCGUUGACUCUCCAAAAGCAAACGGGUUCGCAAAAUCCACAGUUUGGCUACGUAGUCUCCGGACGCGAUGUCUCAAUUGAGAAUACCGAGUCAGGACGAAUAGCUGGUCCCUUACUAAACAUCUUACCCUGCACAAUAGAUCUUGGUGUGUUAUCCACAGUCUAUCAUAUAGCCAAACAAAGGCUUCAAGAUCUUCUCGAAGAUAUCCAGACACAAUAUGCCCGUAGUCUCCCACACCAGCAUUGGUUUUUCACCUAUGCCACCGAGGUACGCGAACAACAGAGACUGUCAGAACCACCAACUCGCCUGUUUUUCGAUACGGUUGUGAAUUUCCGUCGUCACGUCUCUCAGCCAGAAACAAGUUCUCUUGAAUUUACAAUAAUAGGGGAGAAUGAUCCAUUUGAUCAUGACGUUGUACUCGAGAUAGACCUUGAGGAGACCAAGUUUACGAUCAUACUAACCUCUUGGGAACAUCGAGUUAAUGAGGCUAUGGCGACUGAAUUGGUAAGAUCGUUUGAGGAGAGUGUUGAACAAGUAUGUGCACAAUUAGCAUAG
Molecule: messenger RNA, 5910 nt
Organism: Talaromyces marneffei
Lineage: Eukaryota; Fungi; Ascomycota; Eurotiomycetes; Eurotiales; Trichocomaceae
Exons: 5
Coding region: 1-5910 (1969 amino acids)
Biological process (GO): amino acid activation for nonribosomal peptide biosynthetic process; secondary metabolite biosynthetic process; nicotianamine biosynthetic process
Cellular component (GO): cytoplasm
Molecular function (GO): phosphopantetheine binding; nicotianamine synthase activity
Source: RefSeq, a predicted model, not a curated record